AUGAUGAUAUGCUUCAGUCUUUAUCACAUAAGUAAAACAACAGCACAAGCAAAAUUUAUUGAUAUGAUAAUGUGUAUAGCUUGCAUGUUAACACAAAUCUUCUUGUACUGUUGGUACGGAAAUGAAGUACAGAUAAAGAGUUGUCAGAUUGUUGAUGAUAUUUUCGAAAUGGAAUGGCUGGCAUUGGAUAUAAAUAAAAAGAAGUCUCUAAUUAUGAUAAUAAGGCGAGCACUUAUACCUAUUCAAAUUAAUUGUGCUCAUGUUAUUCCUAUGAAUCUCACUUCUUUUAUGAGUAUACUGAGGCUGUCAUAUUCUACUUACAAUUUACUUCAAAAAAUGUAAAAAUGAUUGUGCAGUAAAUCAAUAAAAUUAAUGUGCUAUUC
Molecule: messenger RNA, 383 nt
Organism: Wasmannia auropunctata (little fire ant)
Lineage: Eukaryota; Metazoa; Arthropoda; Insecta; Hymenoptera; Formicidae
Product: odorant receptor 49b-like
Exons: 3
Coding region: 1-342 (113 amino acids)
Biological process (GO): sensory perception of smell; detection of chemical stimulus involved in sensory perception of smell
Cellular component (GO): plasma membrane
Molecular function (GO): olfactory receptor activity; odorant binding
Source: RefSeq, a predicted model, not a curated record